AUGCUCUAUACUUCCUUUGUUGCUAAGGCACUGGCCGCCUUCUCCAUUCUGACUGUCCCAGUUUUGGCCGGGACUGUCAACAUGCCCUCUGAGCUAGACGCUUGGAGCGCAGCUAAAGAUGUCGAUAUCAAGUGGUGGACUACCUUGGAAUGCAGAAGAUCAGAGCAUGCCAAUGGAUACAAUAGCGGCGACUGUCUCAACGUCGAGCAGAGAACAGCUGCUAGCAUGCAAAGAAGAAAACAGAACAGCUGCAAGAUGAUCAGAUAUGAGGGCAAAAAGUGCACGGGCUAUUCAGAACAAGGACUAAAUCUCCACGAUUGCUUCAGCGUUAAAGGAAGCAGGUGGAAGUCUCUCAAGGUUCAGUGC
This is a messenger RNA of Clonostachys byssicola, 366 nucleotides long. NCBI's taxonomy places the organism in Eukaryota, Fungi, Ascomycota, Sordariomycetes, Hypocreales, Bionectriaceae. The record is from the annotation of a GenBank genome assembly.